Messenger RNA from Micromonas pusilla CCMP1545, 1339 nucleotides. RefSeq lists its product as uncharacterized. The record is from RefSeq and is a predicted model, not a curated record. The transcript has 2 exons. Gene Ontology annotation, molecular function: protein binding; phosphatidylinositol-3,5-bisphosphate binding; phosphatidylinositol-3-phosphate binding. Gene Ontology annotation, biological process: protein localization to phagophore assembly site; autophagy of mitochondrion; nucleophagy. Gene Ontology annotation, cellular component: extrinsic component of membrane; phagophore assembly site membrane; cytosol. Bases 29 to 1252 code for a protein of 407 amino acids. Lineage: Eukaryota; Viridiplantae; Chlorophyta; Mamiellophyceae; Mamiellales; Mamiellaceae.
CGGCGAGGCGAGGCGAGGCGGGGACGCGAUGGCGCCGCCCAAAGAGGAGCUCCUGAGCCUGGCGUUCAACCAAGACAACGGCUGCUUCGCCGUGAGCACGUCGCGCGGGUUCAGGAUCCACAACGCGGACCCGUUCGAGGAGACGCACCGGCGAACCUUCGAGGGCGCGAACGCCGGCGUCGCUUGCGUCCAGAUGCUCUUCCGAUGCAACAUCCUCGCGCUCGUGGGCGGAGGGAAGCGACCGAAGUACCCGCCGAACAAGGUCAUGAUCUGGGACGACCACCAAGGCCGCUGCAUCGGCGAGCUGUCGUUUCGAGUGGACGUCCGCGGCGUUCGGCUGCGGCGCGACAAGAUCGUGGUCGUCCUCGAGCGCAAGGUGUACGUGUACAACUUCUCCGAUCUCGCCGUGACGAAGCAGGUGGACACGUGUUCGAAUUUGCACGGCGCGUGCGCGCUGUCCCCGGGCGAGGGCGCGUGCGUGAUGGCGUGCCCGGGGUUAAACCGGGGGCAAGUCCGCGUGGAGUUGUUCGACCGCGGCGUCACGAAAUUCAUCCCCGCGCACGAGGGCGAGAUUCGGAAUCUGCAGCUCUCGCGCGACGGCGCGACGCUGGCGACGGCGUCGGACAAAGGGACGCUCGUGCGCGUGUUCGACACCGCGACGGGCGCGCCUCUGCGCGAACUCCGAAGGGGCGCGGACCGCGCGGCGAUUCACUCCAUCGCGUUCGCGCCGAAGGGCGAUUACCUCGCGGUCGCGAGCGACAAGGGCACCGCGCACGUGUACGCGUUGAUGAGUCGAGAAAGUGCCAAUGGCGACGGCGCGGGCACCGGGGGUGACGACUCUACCGACGGAGAUGUGAACCGUCGCGACGGGAUGCGAACGGACGCGACGAGCGCGAGCGCGAGCUCGAGCUCGCCGCCGCUCUCCCCGAGCGCUUCUCAUUCGUCGAAGAACGCGAAGAGCCCGCUGUCGUUCGUGAAGGGCUUCCUGCCGAAGUACUUCAGCUCGUCGUGGAGCCUGGCGCAGUAUAAAGUCGGCGAGGGCGUCGUCGCCGCGGUGGCGUUCGGACGGGAGCCGCGCACGCUGAUCGUCGUGACCGACGCCGGGGAGUGGCACAAGGUCGGGUUCGAUCCCGUGAACGGGGGGGCGUGCGCGCGGUUGGGGUUUUGUCGGUUCAUGAAGGCGGAGGAGGAGGAGGAGGAGGACGCGGGUUCUGGUUACACUGGUCCCCAUACGACCGCGUUCGCGUGGUGAACGCCGAUCCUUAAGGACAGAGGCGGGUGAUGAGCGGAGAGUGUCGACCUGGAUUUUUAGCACGCGCACGACUGGACCUCUCGUCUU